Mirounga angustirostris (Northern elephant seal) is the source of this 2143-nucleotide messenger RNA. It is a transcript of the gene IQCG, whose product is annotated as IQ motif containing G. Gene Ontology annotation, cellular component: cytoplasm; sperm flagellum. Gene Ontology annotation, biological process: cilium organization; sperm axoneme assembly. The record is from RefSeq and is a predicted model, not a curated record. Lineage: Eukaryota; Metazoa; Chordata; Mammalia; Carnivora; Phocidae. The transcript has 11 exons. The coding region runs from base 498 to 1808 and encodes 436 amino acids. Gene Ontology annotation, molecular function: protein binding.
AUGUAACCCUGACAGGAUUUGCUGAUGGAUAAGGAAUGGGAGAAAGGAGUAAAGGGUAACUCCAGAGUUUUAUGAAAUAGUAUCUAUAAAUUGUAUUUGAAGUCCUUUCAUGAAUACAUCAGGAUAGAAUGUUUGUACCUUAUAACCCACUCCCUCUAUCCAGUUUUCUCUGUCCCAGAAAUACACUAAAAGUCCCACUAUUAAAGAUUAUUUAUUUAUUUAUUUAUUUGAAAGAGAGAGAAUGAGAGAGAGAGAGAGAGCACAUGAGAGGGGGGAGGGUCAGAGGGAGAAGCAGACUCCCCGCCGAGCAGGGAGCCCGAUGCGGGACUCGAUCCCGGGACUCCAGGAUCAUGACCUGAGCCGAAGGCAGUCGCUUAACCAACUGAGCCACCCAGGCGCCCCAAGUCCCACUAUUAAAUGUACUAGAAAUCCAAAUGUGACUGCAUUUUUUGUGAGAUUGUAGAUGUACCACGGAAGUUACAAUUAAUUUAAGAAGAAUGGGAGAAAGCCAACUAGAAGCCUCAAAUCUUCCAUCAAAAGUCUGGCAUUCUGAGGUGACAGUGUCAGUGACAGGCGAGCCACCCAGUGCUGUAGAAGAAGAAAAAGAAACAGCUGAAGAAACAGACAAGGAAGUCAUCCCGGAAAUCAUAGAGCCACUCUCCAUUCUAGAUGUGCUGAGGAUCUCCGCGGUUCUGGAAGAUACCACAGACCAGCUCUCUAUUCUAAACUAUAUCAUGCCAGUUCAGUAUGGAAGAAGCCAAAGUAUCAGCAUGAAGAAAAACAAGAGCUUAGAAAAACUUCCAGAGGCCUCAAGAACCUCAAAAAUACCCAGUCCAUUCUUACCUAAAGAAGAAACCAAGUUGCCAGGAGUCCAAAAAGGAAGCCAAUUUACCAAUGAGUUUAACAAAAUGCAAGAUUUUGUCUUCAAAAAACCUGCAAGACAGACCAUAAUGUCCACGGACAUAAUGAAGAAAAUCCAGAUUGAUAGGCAAUUUUUCAGUGAUAUAAUUACAGAUACCAUGCAGGAGUUGGAAGAGUCAGGCACUUUCACCAGUCUCCUAAAAGCCCUGGGAAAAGAGAGGGAAAACAAAAUGCAUUUUUAUGAUAUCAUUGCCAGGGAGGAAAAAGGGAAAAAACAGAUAAGAUCUCUUCAAAAACAGCUGCUUAAUGUCAAAAGAGAACAGCAAGCUGAAGUACAGAGUCGGAAUGAAUAUAUUGCUCACCUCAAGGACCAGUUGCAAGAGAUGAAGGCAAAAACCAACAUGGAAAAUCACUAUAUGAAGAAAAACACUGAGCUGCAGAUCUCCCAGACCCAGAAGAAAUGUAACAGAACUGAGGAGCUCUUGCUGGAAGAGAUAGAGAAGCUGAGGCUGAAAACCGAAGAAGAGAACAGGAUUCAUAUGGAGAUUGAAAUGUUCCUUAGAAAGGAGCAGCAGAAACUUGAGGAAAAGCUGGAGUUCUGGAUGGAGAAAUUUGAUAAGGACACAGAAAUGAAACAGAAUGAACUAAAUGCUCUCAAAGCUGCUAAGGCCAGUGACUUAGCACACCUUCAAGAACUCGCAAAGACGAUAAGGGAGUAUGAACAGGUCAUCACUGAAGAUCGGUUAGAAAAGGAGAAGACCAGGAAGAAGACAGAACAGGAUGACUUGGAAUUAAAGAGCGUCAUAAAGCUCCAGGCCUGGUGGCGAGGCACUAUGAUACGGAGGGAAAUUGGUGGUUUCAGACUGCCUAAGAAGGACAAAGAUGAUGGCAAGGAUUCUAAAGGUAAAGGCAAAGACAAGGACAAGCGGAAAGGCAAGAAAAAGUGAUGGAGUUCUCGUCUUUUCCCCUGGUCUUCUGGAGACGGGGAGGAGGACUUGAAGGGAGGAAGAAACUUUAGCAGCACAGAUAACUUUAUCUGCAGGUUGUUUCUUAUGUGGACAUUCCCAGGUGCUGCCCGGUUCCUUCCCUUUGCCUGUUGCAUUAGUUUUCAAGCCCUGAAUUAGGAGUAUACCAUCGACUUAGGGCUGCUUCAUAUUUUGAAAAACUUUUGCUGGGAAGAAGUAUUGCUAGGAGCCUUGCAAAGAUUUCUCUUGCUUUUUCUUACCAGAAAAAAGUUCAUGGGCUUAUUAGUUAUUGUGAUGCAUUAAAACUAAGUAAUUUC